Tetrahymena thermophila SB210 is the source of this 1926-nucleotide messenger RNA. RefSeq names its product Mpp10 protein. Gene Ontology annotation, cellular component: sno(s)RNA-containing ribonucleoprotein complex; Mpp10 complex; small-subunit processome. Lineage: Eukaryota; Ciliophora; Oligohymenophorea; Hymenostomatida; Tetrahymenidae. Gene Ontology annotation, biological process: rRNA processing. The transcript is spliced from 2 exons. The record is from RefSeq and is a predicted model, not a curated record.
AUGAGUACAGCUAAUUUUGAUUUAAUACAUUCUUUUUCAAAGAAUUUGAUAAGUUAACCAUAGAUUAUUGUAGAAAAUGAGGAUGAUAAGGUCUCAAAAUAAGCUCUUUCUAUGAUUAAAUAAUUGCAUGAUAAUUUGAUUAAUCAAAGUAAAAAAUUUAAAAUAAAAAAUGAAAAUCUCGUAGUUAAAAAUAUGAAUGAAGAAUAAAUAUGGGAACAAAUAAAUAUUCAUUUAGAUACCCUUGAUAAGGCAUUCGAAAAAUACAUUAAUACUCUUCCUGAAGAGAAAGAAUCUUAGUAAUCUGAUGAUGAAAUUGAUGAUAGUAUAGAUAUGGAUCUUGAAAAAUCAAAAUCAAAAUCAAAGUCUUUGAAAAAAUAAAAAAAAUAAUUAGAAGACUCAGAUAAUGAUGAUGAUGAUGACGAUGAAGAAGAUGAUGGCAAUCUUCAUUUAGAAUCAGAGUAUGAAGAUGAUGAAAGCGAAUAGGAAUAAGGAUAAAAAUAAAAAAAUUAAAAAUCACUCAAAAAAUAAAAGGAUCAAUAAGUAGAAGAUGAAGAUGAAGAUGCUGAAGAUGAUGAAGAAGAAGAUGAUGAUGAUGAUAUUGAUGCAGACAUUGAUGCAAAAGAUUUCUUUGAUAAUGGUGAUGAAAAAGAUGAAAAAGAUGAAAAAGACUAUGAAGAGUAGUUAGAUUUUAAAGAAAUGGAAGCUUUCUUAGAUAAGUAAGAUGCUGAAGACAUUGAGAGAGAUAGUGAAGUUGAAGAAGAGUUAGGAAGUGAUUAUGAAUUAGAUGAUGGCGAUUCAAUGAUGGGAGAAGGCGAAAACGGAUUUAAAUUUAAGGGAAAAGACGAUUAUGAUGAAAUGGAAGAAGAAGAAGGUGAGGGUGAUAAUGAAGAAAAUGAAAAACUCCGUGAAUAGGAUUAUGAUGCAGAAGAUGAAAUUUUUGAUUUAGAAAGAGAGCAUGAAAUAAAUUAAGAAAAUAAAAAAGAUGAGGAUAUGGAAAAGUUAAGGAAUGAUGAUGAAAUUGAUAGAUUAGAAAAAAGACUAAUUGAUGAAAAAGUAUGGCUUCUUAAGGGUGAAGCUAAUGCUAAGCAUAGACCUGUUAAUAGUUUAUUAGACUAAGAAGUUGAUUUUAGAAAAAAUAUUAAAGUUACUUAAGAAAUAGAUGAAAAAUAUAAUAAGAAUUUAGAAGCUAUUAUUAAAUAGCGUAUUCUAGAUGAAGCAUAUGAUGAUAGAUAAAAAAUUAACAUAGAAUAAAAUUUCAAGGAAACUUUUAAUAGUUUUGCAGAAAUAUCUAAAGAAUAAAGUAAGUUAGGUUUAGGAGAACUUUAUGAACAAGAUUUUAAGAACAGCUUAGGACUUCCUUCCAACAAUAAAGAAGAUAAGCUUAAAUUAGAAAUACAUAAUCUUUUUAAGGAAGUUUGCUACAAGUUGGAUGCAUUAUCUAACUUGAGCUUUACACCUAAACCUAUUAUGCAAUAAGCUUAAAUAACUACUAAUGUACCCUCUUUAAAACAUGAAGAGAGAAUACCAAUUAGUGUUUCUUAAGCAGACACUUAACGUCCUGAAGAAGUAUUUGAUAAAAAGAAACAAGUUACUCACUAAAGUAAGGUAGAGAUGACACACGAAGAAAAGCAAACAGAAAGAAGAUAAAAGAAAUCUGCUCAAAGAUAGAGAAAUAAAGAAAAGGAAAAGAAAAACCUAAUUAAAAACUUAUAAUAUAAGGGAUAAACUAAAUUUGAGUAUAACUAAUCUCAAAAAGCCAAAGCAAAUGCCAAGAAAUUGGUAGAAAAUAAAAGAUAAAAGAGUGUAGAAUUUACCAAAUCAAGCGAAUUCUUUAGGAACAUGCAAAAUAACUAAUAGUUAGAAGCUUCUGGUAAAAAUAAUUAGGCUGGAAAUAAAACUAAAUCUAUUAAAAAAAAAUCCAAAUGA